AUGAAACAGCUAAUCCGGCGUCUAUCGCGAGUUGCGGACUCAUCACAAUACAGCCUCCUCCGGUCUGAGUCGCAGAGCCGCCGGUCCAAGAAGGAGAAGACAAAGUCUAGGGUUCCCGAGGGACACGUGCCUGUGUACGUUGGACAAGAGAUGGAGCGGUUCGUGGUGAGCGCGGAGCUGCUUAACCAUCCGGUUUUCGUAGCGUUGCUGAAACGGUCGGCUCAGGAGUACGGAUACGAGCAGCAAGGAGUGCUUCGAAUCCCAUGCCACGUCCUUGUGUUUGAGCGCAUCUUGGAGUCUCUCCGUCUUGGAAUGGCACAGUUGCGUGACCUGCACGAUCUCUUAUGA
Molecule: messenger RNA, 348 nt
Organism: Arabis nemorensis
Lineage: Eukaryota; Viridiplantae; Streptophyta; Magnoliopsida; Brassicales; Brassicaceae
Source: the annotation of a GenBank genome assembly